AUGAGAAGAUUUACAGGCCCUCCGUUUUGCCUGCCCCCUCGCAAAGGUACCGAGAAAAACAACGAGAAGUGUAGCUGCAUGCCGGGACGGGCGUGGCCCGCAAGUCCCAAGACAAGGGAAAAUCAUGGCCGUGGUUCAGAGGGCUUCAUCCACGUGCACCGAGGCAUCAAAGGCGUGGGAGACCUUUCGCAAGCAGACUAUGACUGGAAGAACCCAGUUGCAGAGGUUGCGGUCUCCAAGGCCUAA
Ectocarpus siliculosus is the source of this 246-nucleotide messenger RNA. Lineage: Eukaryota; Phaeophyceae; Ectocarpales; Ectocarpaceae. The record is from the annotation of a GenBank genome assembly.